Drosophila bipectinata is the source of this 4238-nucleotide messenger RNA. Its product is annotated as WD repeat-containing protein 44. Gene Ontology annotation, molecular function: protein binding. Lineage: Eukaryota; Metazoa; Arthropoda; Insecta; Diptera; Drosophilidae. The record is from RefSeq and is a predicted model, not a curated record.
AAGAGCUAUUGCAUCUUUGACACCUCUAGAUUUACGCUCCGCAGAAAGUCAAUUAACAUUAGAUUUCAACUUAAAUUAAUAGUGCGAUUAUGUUUCCCACCCCUACGACUAACGAAAAAUGUUGAAUUUAGUGACUUUUGGGCUAGCGCGGGAGCGAGUGACGUCACAGAACUAGAAAUCAAGGCUUCGCAGAAAAGAAAGCAAAAGCAACAACUCGCCGCGCCAACAAAAGGGAAUCAAUAACAAAAAAACGAGAGAAAACACGUAAUUUGGUUGUCAAUUUGCAUACAGCUCAGCUCAGCCGUUAGGUAAUAGCGAUACCCAUCGCACACGCACAAAUUUGAAAAUAUGAGUAAGCUUGAAACGGACUCGGAUAGCUCUGAAGAAUUUUUCGAUGCCGAAGACACAACGCCCAAUCGUCAUGCGACUCUCAGUCGUAAACUGCCGCAUGUUGUCGAGCAGGAAUUUAUAUUCCCCGAACCCGCGGUGAGGGUUAAUGCAGCUGCUUCUUCCGACAGCGAUGCCACUCCCAUUGGCGCAGGAACGCCCGCCACCAGGAGUCCAACGAAUAGUUUGGGGGCUCGGCUAAAGCAACAGGAUGCGGGAGUCUUCGCUGAACCCAAACCCUUGUCUGGACCUUAUGGUAGACAGCGCUUUCACGAACUACGUCAGUGCAUGCAAAACGAUGAAGAUGAUAAUCCAGGAAAUACACUCACACCUGAUUCUCAGAAUAGUUCCACAGACGGAAUCUUCACCAACCGAUCGACUCAUCCGUUUAAAGUCAUCGAGACCGAUGCGAUGAGUAUACAGAGCAUGACGUCCCUUGGGCGUGUCGGCAGAAUAUUGGCAGGCAGCAUCGAUCCAUCCGCUAUCAGCGUAGACCGUGAGUCUCUUGCCUCGAUGAAUGCGCAGCUGCAAUCCCAGCAAAAGCAGCAGGCACAGCAGGCGCUUCCUCUCUCGACUGUCAGCUCUGCAACGCUUCCGACAACUGGUAACUCCUCCUCUGCGUCUAAUACGCCCCGGGUAUCCCCCAAGCAUAUCCAGAGUGGUCAGGAGGUGGCAGUCGAAAGUGCUGGUGUGGCAAGUGCGUCUGCAACGCUUCAGACCUUGGCCUCUACAGGUAUUAUGCUCCAAGAACCAGAUGUGAUAGCGAGCACCAAACUGGCCCAGUCUAAAACAACAGAUUCUAUCACCUCGUCAGGACCCGUGGCACCGCCACGAAGAAAAAAGAAGUCACGGAACUUUUCCACUAGUUCGUCGGAGCAUUAUGGUCUCGUACCGGCUGAUACGGAAGACACCGAUAGCGAUACCCGUUCCGUGAAGAGUGUGCAAAAGAUGUGCGAUGACAUUUUGGAGUUUGAAGGCAACGAUGUAAAUACUUCGGCGUCUACCAAUACCCUGACCUGCUCCUCAACGAAUACGAUUGUUUCGGCUUCAGCUUCGAUUACGGCGGUAUCUACAUCUCUGCCACCGCCCAAUACAAUUCAAAUGCGAACGAUGGCCACGUCAGUGACGAUAUCCGGCUCAAAACCGUCGCAUUCCUUGGGCAGCAGUGCCACAUCGGUUCACUCCAAGCCGAGCCCAUCAAACUCUGGAAAGAGUAACUCAGCACCAGGUCGUGUUAGUUCCAUUGACCCUAACCAGGGUCUCAAUCUCUUCAAGGCAAUUCAGGGAGGUUAUAUUGUUAAACCACGGGAUGAGGCAGGCAACAAGGCACAGGGACCGCCACAGGAUGAGAUCGAGCGAAUUGAAAAGAUGCUUAUGGAGAAUGCCAACCGCCCGAAACUGGCAGGCACGGGUUCUAACAGCUUGGGCAGUGCUACGCGCUAUCCGGCUUUGUUACGCGGAGUCAACGACAAGGAACGGCGCAAGUCCGCUGGAGACGAGGAUGAGCUCAAGCAGUUGAACAUUUAUGUGCGUACUAGGACGAGCUCUGGCAAGCAGCUUACCGAUUUUGAAAUACUCGAACAAGUUCCUGUGAAGAAUUUAGACACCGGCGAGAACAUGCCCCUCUCCGAAAUGCGAUCACCACCCGUGCCCGAAGGCUGGAAUCCGCUUUCGCUGCACAUCCUUAAAUUAACCUCGCACUUGGAGGUUAUUCAAAAAGAAUCCGACGAGGAGAGUGUAGUUGGCAUACCGCCGAGUAUCGAGGGCCAGCAGCCCGACGAGGAAGAACUCGAAACAGAAGAUGGCAGUCGACUGAAAAAGAAAACGGCUCGAAUCAAACGCUUCUUUGGCACUACAAUGCGUAAAACUGUGGACAAGGCCAAGUCCAUUGCAUCGGAGGUAUCGCAUGCGCGACACAAGGAGGAUGUGGCGGACAUUGUAGAUGCCAUGAACCCCGAACAGAAUAUUAAGAUUAAGGCUUCAUCCUCGAAUAAGGGUCCGUAUGAGUUCACCAAACUGCAACAUGUCCAGGAUUUGAGCGGAGAAGAUACUAGUGCUGUGUGGUGCAUGAAGUUUAGUUCCUGUGGACGGUUACUGGCUACUGCUGGUCAGGACAAGGUUCUCCGAAUCUGGGUUCUUAAAGAUGCCUAUCCAUUUUUUCAGGACAUGCGCAAUAAAUACAAUGCCGAUCAGAAGUCCUCGCCCACUCCUUCACAGGAAUCGCUCGUUUCCCAGCAUUCGGCGGAAGAGGCCAUUGCCAUGGCUACGGCUGCGGAGAAGUGCCCUGGUCCGUUCAUGCCCAAGCCCUUCUGCACCUACAACGGCCACACCUCAGAUUUACUGGACGUCAGCUGGUCAAAGAAUUACUUCAUACUGUCAAGUAGUAUGGACAAAACUGUGCGCCUUUGGCACAUUUCCAGAAAGGAGUGCCUCUGCUGUUUUCAGCAUAUCGAUUUUGUCACCGCUAUUGCGUUUCAUCCACGUGACGAUCGCUACUUCUUGAGUGGCAGUCUCGAUGGCAAGCUGAGGUUGUGGAAUAUACCUGACAAGAAAGUGGCACUGUGGAAUGAGGUGGAUGGCCAGACUAAGCUUAUAACGGCUGCCAACUUCUGCCAAAAUGGACAGUUUGCCGUAGUCGGGAGCUAUGAUGGACGAUGCAUAUUUUAUAAUACGGAUCAGCUAAAAUACCACACCCAGAUUCACGUUCGUUCUACGCGUGGCAAGAAUCGGAUUGGUAGAAAAAUCAGUGGAAUAGAACCCAUGCCUGGAGAGGACAAGAUCCUAGUCACUUCGAAUGACAGCCGAGUCCGCCUCUAUGACUUGAGGGACUUAAACUUGUCCUGCAAAUACAAGGGUUAUCUGAAUGUUUCUUCGCAAAUCAAGGGUUCCUUUAGCCAUGAUGGAAAGUAUAUUAUUGCCGGAUCCGAGAAUCAAUGCAUCUACAUAUGGAAAACCAAUCACGAUUACUCCAAAUUAAGUUCGGUUCGUCGGGAUCGCAGCGACUUCUGGGAGGGCAUUAAAGCACACAAUGCUACCGUCACUUGUGCCAUAUUUGCGCCACACCCAGAGGCAAUCAUUAAGCCAGAACCGGAUGAAAUCUCCAACGAAAAGUUGGCUCACAAUCAGCCCGAUCCACUUGUAGAGCAGCACAAAAAGGGAUGCGGAUAUGUGCUUGUUAGCGCCGAUUUCAAUGGCGCUAUAAAGGUGUUCAUUAACAAGACGAAGCCGAAACACAGCAGUCUACCAUACACGGCCAUUGCGGAUUAGUUUUAGGUAGAAGAUGUAAAGCUAAUAACAAAAACGUAAAUCAUGUAUUUUAUUAUUUUAUUUUUAUACUUAUGUGUGACAUUUUGUAACAUUAGUAACUAGCGCCAUUGCUUAUUUAUUAUGCAUUAUUCGUUUCUACACUUUCUAUGUUUACUGCACCUUUUUUCCUCCCUUUGUAAAAGUUGUUAACCAUUGCUGCUGGCGCGAACUGUUUAAUCUUACGCAAAAUAUGUUAUGUAUUUUUAAUGGCGAUUGUGUGAAUAUGUGUACAGAUAUUUGUUUAACAAGUUGAUUAUUUUCAAAGUCAAUUGUAUAUUGUUAUGCCCUUGUAAGGUAAAAUUUUGACUAUACAGAAGUUUUGAUUUUGAUAUUCCUGUUUAUAUUUAAAUCAGUCCUACUGGCCUUGACUUUAAUAUCUAAUCUAGUUAAAAAUUAACUAAUGGCCAACCUUCAAGGGUAGGAGGGGCUCGGACAGCCGAGUCGCGAAUAAGUUAUUUUAAAAGUCGACAUAAAGUAACACAUUAAUUAUAAUUAACUUUAAAACAAUAUAUAUUUUGUGUAAAGUAAAAUGUACAUCAAGGAUA